UGACCCAGUCAUGUGUCUUCUAUUCUAUGGGGCUGUACCUUUAUACAUUCCUCUCCACUUCUUUAUAUGGACACUCCAACUAUUGGAAAUAAAUAAAUAAAUACUUUGCUGUAAUAUUUAUCGUCGACAUUGCAAGUGGAGCUUCCCUCAGAAAACCGUGGAUAUGCUUUAGAGCUGUAAGAUCUUCUUCCCACGCAAAGCUGCCGUAUAAUGUUUUUAUAUGGGCUGAAGGAGAGUCGACGGAAACACACCGACGCGCACGAGACACAUGGUACAUAUUUCGUGUGCUGUUUGGAGCGACGCGCAACUGAAAGUCCGUUCAUUCCGACACUGACACCAUUUCAUCUCACUCUCGCUGACUAUUGACUUUUAUGGACGAGGAAUUUACAGCUUCGCACCCCAAUAGCCUGAUUAACGUGAUUUGAUGAAUUCAUACAGUAAACAAAGAGGACAGUGAAAUAUUUCUUCGUGGUUCAGAAGCGCGGAGAUUCGGACAAGAAAGUUCGUGAAAAGCUGAGAGAUGCGCGCGGACUCGCACUACUAUGAGGCGCGGCGUACAGUACGAGUGUUUUAAACCUUUACUGUGUCACUGUCAGUAAUUUACCUGCUUUAAACCAACAUAGAUUAUGUAUUUCGUCGGAUAUCUGUUGCUCAAGAACUGCUUCAGUGACUCGCGUUUAGCAGGUUGUUCUUUGUUUUGAUGCUCCCGUUUAUCCUUACGAAUCAGAGGUAUUGUUGUUUAUCGAGUUUACCGGCGCCUCACGGGCUUCUGCAAUGCGAGACUACGGAUUCAAACCGCUUGACAUUUCUCUGGAAAGCCAGUCGACUGCCAAAUUUUCAUUGAAUCAAACUGAAUGAGCCGGACACCUGGAUUGCCAAGUCGCAAGCUCACGGCCUAUUGAACACAUUAGCACCUGUCACAUCCGUCCAGCCAAGGUCAUCGCUCCUUCCCUUCAUUCUCCAUCCGGCUGUUAAACACCGAGUCCCGGCUCCCUGCUCUUCUACAAUGGAGAGUCUAAGUGAGCUUCAGAACCCUCUUCUGGAUAAGAACAGCAAGCAUAUGGUGAUGGCCGACUAUGGCUAUGGAGGGGACUUCCACAGCAACCAGUAUCAGGAGAACAUUAUAAACUACUUUGUGACUGGUGGAGGAGGUGGUGGUGGCGGUGGAGGUGGUGGUGGUGGGGUCGCAGUAACAGGAGGAAACGGCAAGGCGAAAUCUCAGCUACUGGACGCCACUUCGCUUCAUCUCGCGGUGGAGGCCUUUUAUAAGCCUAACUUCAUCCUUUACAAGGACGACGUGAGCGGCAAGGGCAAGGAUUACAAAAAUGAGUGCUGCGAGACCACCUUCAUGGAGAAGAAAGACAAGGAAGUUGUGGUUGAGACCCCCAGUACGGAGGACCCACAGGCUAAACUGUUGGAUGAAAAUGAUGUGAAAAUCCAGACGGUUUCUUAUGAGGUGGAGGAAGAGGAAUACGUUGAAUAUGAGACGGACUGCUCCAGUGACAGUGAAAGCGAGGACAACUUCAUCGUCAUCCCUCCUCGUGAUCACCUGGGUCUCGCUAUCUUCUCCAUGCUCUGUUGCUUCUGGCCUCUGGGCAUUGCUGCUUUCUACUUCUCUCAGGGGACCAGCAAAGCCGUGACUAAGGGAGACUUUCCAUUAGCUAGCAUCGCAUCUAGACGAGCCUUGUUCCUGGCUGCUCUCUCCAUCACCAUUGGGACAGGGGUCUACGUGGGUGUAGUGGUGGCCCUCAUUGCGUAUCUGUCCAAACCAGGCCACAUUUAGCAGACCGCUCAGGAGAGGAUUGCAAAACUCCACCAUACUACAGUUCACGUAUUUUUUUUCAAAUGUCUCAUUCUCGUCCCUCCCCGUGGACUGCCUGUCCAGUCAGAGAAAAGGAUGAAGCAGAAGAACUGGGCACUUUAUCGCCUCAGUCAUAAUAUAUACAUGUACGCUUCACCCUCGCGUCAAACCACACUGGAUGAAACUUAACUAAGUCUGAGAGCAGUUCAGGUGAAGAAUAUAAACUUCAGACAAAUCAGCAAUCCAAUUAACUGAACCCAAAAGAGAAAGUAUUCCAAGGGACACCAAGAAGGAUCAAAAGGGACUAAGUGCCCUUGGAUUUGUUUUUCUCUUCCCAACUGUGCUUCGUUCCAAAUCUGAAAGAGAAAUCAAGCCGUUUCUCUGUUUCUCUCUCUCUCAUUACUUACUUAGUCCGGUAAACCCUGUAUGUGCGUGUGGCCCAAUUAAACCAGCGUUGGUGAAUACACCGACUGCAGGCUUUGAGCUCUGUUAAAAAGAACAGAAUGUUUUCAUCCUAUGCUGGAGAAAUAACACAGCUUUGUAUGUUAUAAGCAAAUGUGGAGGUCAUACAUAAACCUAAAUGCUAAUGAUCACAAUAUGGAUCUACAGGACAAGAAAAAACUCUCCAAGACUGUGCGUUCCACCUUGAAUUAAUCACUACUUGUACACACAGUCUAUAUGUUAUUCCUACUUUUGUAUUCCUGGAUUUUAGGUGCUUUAAGUUGUAUAUGCUUUGCCUUUGUUUUGUUAAAAGUCCAAACUUCAUUCUGACCCAACAUAAGCAGCAAGGUUAAUGUGUGGGACGCAAGGACAGCAAGUGUUUAUGUUAUAUCGGUGCAGAUUUGCUUGACUUUACCAGAUCAACUUUUGCUCCCGGGUGUCUGAACUGAAUAUAAAUGAAAUGACUGCGCAAACAUGGAUGAAAUGGCGACGUGUCCUUUUACUCCCCAAAUGCAUCAUUUAAUGUCUCUUAUGAGUCGAGUACAAAAAUCAAUCAGACUUGGCAUAACAGACGCUCAAAAAUGUAUGAUAUGCUCUCUUCAGAUCCUAAGAUGGAUGUUUGAACAAAAAGCCAGGUUUUGUUUUCAGGUGAAAGGGCCUCAGAUUGAAUCGAUUAAUAAUGUAUAGGAUGUCUGUAAGCUCACGGGCAUGAACAGGAACACACAGGGGAUGUUGAGGUAAAGGUCGACUGCUCUAUUUCAACAACAAUGAAGCCUGGAUGUGGUGUAGUCAUCCGCAUAAGAACUUCAAAACAUGAAAACAAUGGCUUCUCCGGCGGCUAUAGGUUGUGAUUCGGGGCUUGAUUUGAAUUCCUCUGAUGGAGUGCUCAGUCGGAAACUUGGAGAAAUGAAAUUGGCCACAUUGUGAAGUAGGAAUAGCCAAUUGUGUAUACACUCCUAAUUGCUUCCCGUGGCUAUUUGGAAUACCCAGCUGUAUUGAAUACACACAUUUUCAGGGUGAAGCCUUUUGGGGGCCAGAUUGACAAAACAUUCAAGUACAAUGUACUAUUUUCUUCCUUUUCCAAAAGUUUGUUUUUGAUAUUCCCCCAAGAAAUUACAGAAUGUUCUUAGCUUUUUGUCAAAGGGAUGUAAAUUUUAAUUUGCUGAUAAUUUACUCACUCUAAGGCUAUCCAAGAUGCUCUUUAGUAGAAGAUUAAAGAAGAUUCUUAGCUGAAAUGAGGGUUCUCAAGACACCUCCAGGAAUUAUGUUUAGGACUGCUUGUUGAGUCUGUGGAUAAGAUAUAAUAAUGUUCAGUCUUUUGCAAAGACCGAUCAUUUUGCCAAUCCUUCAUAAUAAAUGAAUGUAUCAUCAGGAACUGUGGCAAAAUUGCGAUCUCGAUAAUUAUUUUCCAUGGUGAACGAUAACGAUAUACAUAUUUCAAUAUCAGUUGUUAAUGUUUCCAGGUUUAAAAGAUUAUCCCAACAACGACUGAAGCCAAAAAAAUUAGAGGGUCCAUUAAAUGGCAUAACAUAUUUUCGGCUGAUAAAUUUUCGGUGGCUGAAAAUUCUGUACAUCUCUAACAUCAACACACUUCUAGAUUCCCAUUGUAGCACAUUUCUGGUGUUUGAUUGGCUCCUAGAUCAAUAUAGAGUAAAAAAAAGUCCUGAGCUUGUCAUUGUUAUUGUCAAAUAUUAUCGCGAUUUAAUAUAAUAUUGUUUAUCAGCCCAACCCUAGGAACAACAGGUAUUAGUAAGAUUUGCCGGCCUGUUUUUUUGAUUGUCAAAGUGCCACCAGCCAUUAAAUUGCGUUUUAUAAAUCACCAAAGAUCAUGGUUUCAGCUAAAAAGUCUUAUUUGAAGAAAGUCACAUCUUUGAUAGUCUGAGGGUAUGUUAACUCCAAAUUCAAACCAAAUCUUUCCAUUUAAGACUAUUUGCAGAACAAAACAUUUUUAAAAAAACACCAUAAGUAACUUCUCAAAGUUAAGAUACCCUCCAAUUACCCUCCAACCUCCAUUAGACAAGCCUUAUGAGUUUGACAGUACGCAGUCAGAUAGCAUCAACACCUGUAAUUUUAUUCUUAAAACCAUGACACACUAAACUAGAGUUGAAGAACUAGCCGCAAGAAAAGCAGACUGUUGUCUCCUCACGUCAGCUGCGUCUCAGUCAGAACCUGUGAUUCAUCACAAUAAAAGGACUACAGGCGAUUACAAACGAGCACAUAUGCAUUCUGCAUCUGCGUGUGAGGAAUUUAACUGUCUAGAUGAGCAAGGAAUAAUAUUCAGAAUUCUUCAUUCACAAAGGAAUAUCUACACUAGGACUGCUACAGAUAUUUAAACUAAUCAGUGCACUCUUAUCAUUUUGGAUAUCAAUAUACUGAACAGUUUCGCCAGUCAGGUGGAUGCUGUUAUUGAUUGAUGGCUUGGUGCGUCUUGAUGAUCCUUGAGGACAAAACUAUGGAUGUUUUUUUUUUUUUUCCUGUACAAUUUACUUUGAUUUGAAGAAGGGAAUAAAACUGUCACGAUGUAGUAACUUCAUCUUGGUUUGGUUCACCAAAGCAGUGUUUCUAAAUGAUCCAGUUGUUAUGUGCAGGUAAACACUCAUCUCAUGGGUCAGAAUAAAACCUGUCUGCAUACCAAUCAUCCAUCA
Molecule: messenger RNA, 4887 nt
Organism: Danio rerio (zebrafish)
Lineage: Eukaryota; Metazoa; Chordata; Actinopteri; Cypriniformes; Danionidae
Source: RefSeq, a predicted model, not a curated record